Molecule: messenger RNA, 2000 nt
Organism: Anopheles nili
Lineage: Eukaryota; Metazoa; Arthropoda; Insecta; Diptera; Culicidae
Product: fatty-acid amide hydrolase 2-B-like
Exons: 3
Coding region: 1-1560 (519 amino acids)
Source: RefSeq, a predicted model, not a curated record
AUGGAGCUGUGGUUGAUGUGUUUGGGGUUGCUGCUCCGGUUGCUGAACGUGUUGCUGAAACCUUUUGUCGCGUUCAUCGGAGGACCUAAACGGACCACACCAUUUCCCGAGAUCCGCAACGAGAUGCUCAACAUACCGGCGGUCGAUCUGGCGGAACGGAUCCGCAACAAGGAGCUUCGAUCGGAGGACGUCGUGAGGGCGUAUAUCGAGCGGAUUCGUGAGGUAAACCCGCUGAUCAACGCCGUUGUUGAGGAGCGAUUCGAGGCCGCCAUCGAAGAAGCACGCCGAGCGGAUGUCCUGAUCGGCGAAACACAACCCCUGUGGCUGAUCAAACACUACCCACUGCUGGGUGUACCCUUUACGGUGAAAGAAUCCUGCGCUCUUCGAGGUGCCCCACUCACUGGUGGAUCCCUUGCUCGGCAGGACGUGCGAGCAGCUGCUGAUGGGGAGGCCGUGGCACAUCUGCGAGCUGCCGGUUGCAUCCCACUGCUCGUCUCCAACACACCCGAGUACUGCCUGAAUUGGGAGUCGUACAACCACGUGACGGGACGAACGCGCAAUCCUUACGAUCCACGCCGCACCGCAGGAGGCUCAUCUGGGGGUGAGGGAGCACUGCUGGGUGCGGGUGCAUCCUUGUUCGGGGUUGGAAGUGACGUGGCCGGAUCGAUCCGGGUACCGGCACAUUUUAACGGCGUUUUCGGACACAAACCAACAGCUGGAGCCGUCUCCAUUCACGGCCAUUUCCCGAUGUCAACGGACGAGCGGUUCGCGCGGAUGUUGACGGUUGGUCCGAUGGCACGAUAUGCCAAGGAUCUGCCCACGUUGCUGCACAUUAUGGCCGGACCUGGUGCGGCUCGACUCCGGCUAGACGAACCCGUGCAGACGCGUGACAUCCGCGUGCUGUACGCCGAAGAUAUGGGCUGGAAUCCGGGCCACGUGCCGGUUGAUGACGACAUCCAGAUGGCGCUGUACCGGGCAGUGCAGUACUUCAAGCGACACGGACUCUCCACUGAGCGGGCCGAAUUCGAGCGGUUGCCUGAGGGCAUGGAGCUCGCGUUCAGCGUGUUGCAAUCGCUGAGGGACGUCCCGAGUAUCUUCCAUCAUCCUGAGGAUCCGAAGGCCCAACACAAUCUGCUGCUCGAGCUGGUUCGCUGUGCUGUCGGACAAUCGCGGUACAGCCUCGCUGGUAUCAUGUUCUACGUGAUAUUCGGUUUGAGGCAUUUCUUUACUGCCGACCGGUUGCUGACGUACCAGGAAAAGGCGGUCGCUCUACGGACUCAGCUGAUCGACACUCUCGGUACCGAUGGGGUGUUGUUCUUCCCGACCUACCCGACAUCCGCACUGCGCCAUUACGAGUCAUUCGGACACAUCAUGGGCGUAGGGUAUACGAUGCUGUUCAACGCUCUCGGGUUGCCGGCAACCCACGUGCCACUUGGGCUCGACCGGAACGGGCUUCCGAUCGGGAUACAGGUGGUGGCCGCACCCUACCAGGACCGGCUGGGGUUGUGUAUCGCGCGUGAACUCGAGGCAGCUUUCGGUGGUUGGCAGGCACCUAAAUAAGAGACCGUGGCGGAAUUGAUUCCAAGCACCCUCUGUGGUGGGUGCUUCUGUGAAGGUGUACAUAGACGAACGAAUGGCGGGUGAAAUGUCCUGAAGGGGAGUAACACCGCAAUAAGCACAUUGUGACGUCCGAGAUGGGAAGCUGUGACGAUGGACAAUGCUGCCAACAAAGUGACUGCUGGGCGAGACUUAAAGACUUUGAAAGCAACGAAAGAAUCGCAUCAUUAGGGAGAGAGUGAGUGUGCUUCCACGCGAAGGACACUCUCAAGCGUGUCCUGGCGCGAGGAUAGUACAGCUUCUCUCCAAAAUCACUGCAUAGUGACGACUGGCCAUGCCAGUAUGCCAACAUUAGAUUAGAAGAUCAACGAAAAAAUGGAACAAAUUUAGAAGGUUAUGUUAGUGUUAAAUAAAAACGCAUUAAUUGAACAACAUACAACAUG